CAAAUUUGACAGCACGAGAUUGACAACAAUGACAACCGCCGUAUGUUUGUUUAUGUUUGCGUUGCGGUUCACUUUUGAAAAUUGAAUGUUUACAGUGUUGCUCUUGUGUUUCAAUAGAAUAAUAAUCAUGAAAUUUCAAAACCUAAAGCAAACUAUCCUGAAUUUUUUUUAACAGCUCAGUAAUAAAAAGGAAAUAACCUUUUUUCUUGUAUAAUUGAAAUUGAAGACAAUGAAUAUAACAUGUGUGAUAUGUAGUGAUUUAUUUACUCCUAGUGCUAGUAUUUAUACAACACCAUGUGGUCAUAUUUUCCAUUAUCACUGCUUAUUGCACUGGUUUGAAAAUUCCAAAACAUGUCCGCAAUGCAGAGCAAAGGCCUCGCCAAAAGUACUGGUUCGGUUGUACAUGAAUGUGAAUGCAUCUCAGGGGGCUGAAGCUGACUCUACAGUUUUACAGUACAAACUAGAGGCUGCAGAAUUUAGUAUGAAAUUAAAAGAACGUGACGCUAACGAGAUUGCAAAAACUAAUCAGAAACUAAAAGAACAAAAUAAAAGUUUAAGGAGUAGUAUUAAGGAGCUAGAAUUGGCAACGCCUAGAUUUGAAUCUGUGAUAGCAGCAUUGAAAGACCAAAUUAAAUAUUUCAAAAAUGAAGCAAAAAAAUGUGCUCAACUAGAAAGUGAAGUAAAGAUGCACAAAAACCGGAUAAAGGAUUUAGAACACGUACAACUAGCUGUGGAGGGCAGCAGGCUUCAAGUGGACGAAAUUAUCAGAAACGAAAAUAAUGUCGAAUCUCUGGCGCUUCUUGCUGCAACAUUAAAAAAGUCACUAAUUGAUACAGAUAGGAAAAAGAAAGAGCUGCAACAUGAAUUAAGGAAGACGCAAAGCGAAUUAUCACAGACUAAAAGAAAAAUGUCAGAAACACAAUUCAAUUAUGAUAGCAUGAAAAUACAAUUGGAAACCUUGCAAGUGAGUCAUGCAAAGGAAAUCUCGUUUUUGAAAGACAAAGUUUCCCAACUGAAAAGUAAAACAUUGAAUGGCCCAGUAAAUGAUUCAUUUAACAAAAGCGUAAAGCGAAUUAUUGCAGAAAGUCCGAUUAACUAUAAUAGAACGCCAGUACUUUCUGACCAACAGGAAGAUAUUAUUGAUUUGAGUGAGACGCCACCAUGUUCUGGAUCAAAACUACAUUCAGCGUCGGCGUCCACAAUGGAUUGCAAUAAAAAAGAUGAUCUGAUAGAUUUAUGUCAAGACCUCGGUCAAGAUUCUCCUCUAGCUCCAUCAUCCAUGGGGUUGUUUGCAAUGCAGAGAGCAAAAAGAUGUGCCGAAAAACCAGAUGCCAAUAAGUUCACCAUAUUCAAAUCAGUACCUUCAUCAAAAUCUUCUCAAGAACCUGUAGAAAGUGUAACAAAAUACAAACGAGUUAACUUUAGUUACGAUGGCUUGGGCGGAUCCAGCCAACAAGAUUUAUAUCCAUCACAAGUAAUGAAAAAGCCAAAGAUUUCCAAGUUCAAAAAGUUAUCUGCUGAUGCAGGAAAACCAACCAGGAAAAUAUCCGAGUUUAUUAAUAUUUCUUAAACAAAUUUGGGAUAAUCUUCAGAAUUGCCAUCUGUGAGAAUUUUAAUCACAUUUUUAAUUUGUUAUGUUAUUUAAUUUUUUUUGUUGUAAUUUUAAAUCUCAUUAGCACCACUUUCGGCUUGUUACCAUGUUAUGCCACUGAAAGUAGAUCAUGGAAAUGCAGACAAAAAUGUUUUUUUUUUUUUUUAUCGUCUUUUGUGCUGUAGGAGAUAACAUAUUAUGCUAACAGUGGUGUAUAAAUGACCUUAAUUGUUAGUUAAUUUGAGAAAAGUGAACAUACUAUUACAUUUCAAUAAUUAUUUUUUAUCCUCUAUAAGAAUUUAGAGAAACAAAGGCUAAUUGGGAAAGGUUUCACAAAAUGUUAUUUCAUCUCAGACAAAUUUGCCAACUUAGGCCAAUUUGGGUGUCUUGAAAUCCCCAAAAAUGUUAUGGAUCAAAUGUUUUUAAACAUCAUGUGGUAUUUAUUGAUAAGAAUAUUAAAGUGUUAAACAGAUAAACUGUAAGAUUCGUAUUUAUCAACUGAUUUUUAUUUUUUCUUUAAUUAACUUUGUCACACAAACCAUCACAGAUUUCUUGGCAAAUAAAAUCAUUUUUUGCAAAUUCUCAAGGAAAACUUUUAAAUUAUUGGUCAAGGUCCAACUUUUUCUCUAUUUUCUGUAAAUCGUUUUGAGACUGGGUAUUCAGGUACAGGGUGUCCCAGCUAAAACGAAACAGAGGAGUUUCUGCAUAUUUAGAAUUAUUUAAAUGAAAAACACUCGGACACGUCGAUUUUUGCAUGAAAGGGGACAACUUUCUAAUUCCUUUUUAAUGACCUACCUGUCAUCCCUUAGCGGGGGCGCGUUCAACCCCUAAAAAUUAAAUAGGGAAAGUGGGUCGGCUGACCCCUCAAAUGAAAGCUCUUUAAAUUCUCUUUUCAACGGUACCACAUUUAUUGACAUUUAUGUCAAAAAAUUUGACAAUGACGCGUCCCACCCAAAACGAAACAAGGCAAUUUAAAGGCAUUUCUCGUUUUAAAAGCAAAAAAACGGCUAACACGUGAAAUUUGUGUUCGACUGGAAAUUAUUCUGCGAAUAUUAUUCAACCCCUAAGUUGAAACCCCACGCAGCGGUGAGAUCCACCCUUAAAGUCUCAUAUGGAAUGAGGAGAUGAAAGGCACCUCAUUUGUAAGCUUAUUACUGCUUCUUUUCACCGCUGUCUCAUUUCAGGAAUAUCUUUGAAAUUUUCGUGGAAAAUUAUGAAAAAAUAAAACUCUAAAAAAAUUCUAUUAAAGACCUCUAAUAAACAAAAUAACAUCGAAGAUAACAGAAAAAAUGUAAACAAGUUUUUACUAAUGUGGAGCUCUAUUGUUACUAAAUUAAUAUUCUAGAACCAGUGCAGCAUAAUGCGGAGGAGCUCCAUCUUGUUGAAAAACGACUUGAUUUUUGUCAUAGUGAUUUCCAUUCUCGAUAAUCUCUGUUAUUCUAGGAUUUAUGGCGUCUCCCAAAAGAGUCUGAUACAUUUCUCCAUCUAAAUUUCCAUUUAGAAAAAACGGACCAACAAGGGAGUCGCCAAAGAUUCCAGCCCACACAUUUAAUUUUUUAGGGUACUGAAUAUGAACCUCACGCAGGUGUUUAGGAUUUUCAUCAGCCCAGUAGCGACAGUUGUGACGAUUUACGGUUCCGUUGAGUAAAAAUGUACACUCAUCCGAAAAGCAAAUGUUGUCAAGAAGAAGAGGAUUAGCUAUAAGCAUUUCGCUUAGUUCUUCACAGAAUUGUAUUCGUCUAUCGUAAUCAUCUUCGUUUAAUUCUUGCGCCAGGUGAAAAUUGUAAGGAUAAAAUUUGUGUAACUUUAAAAUUCUGUGAGCACUACUUCUACUUACUCCUGUGCCUGCUGCCAAUUGUCCGACACUCAUUCCUGGUCUGGCAUGGAGUUGACCCAGAACUGCUACUUGCGUAACUUCAUCGUUAACUACAGCAGGUCGGACAUGCUACUUUCUAAGAACACUUCCAGUUUCUCUAAAUUUUGCUACUAAUUGGAUGGACGAUGAACAUUAAAUAACUCUGCUAUUCUAUUGGCACAUGAGUUAUGUCCAAACAACAAUUCAAUUAUUUCAACCUUCUCGGCAGUAGAAUAAACCAUUGCUGAUAUUUAAUGUUACUUUAAACAAAAGGCCCUACACUGAAUACGAGCAAAAUAAAUCUACUUAAAGAGAUUUAUUAAAAGAUAUCUACUGCCCAUGCAGUAAACAGAUAUCCCCAUAUUAGUAGAAACUUGUUUACAUUUUUUCUGUUAUCUUCAAUGUUAUUUUGUUUAUUAGAAGUCUUUGAUAGAAUUUUUUCAGAGAAGAGAUUUUUUCAUAAUUUUCCACGAAAAUUUCAAAGAUAUUCUUGAAACUAGACAGCGUUGAAAAGAAGCAGUAAUAAGCUUACAAAUGAGGUGCCUUUAAUCCCCUCAUUCCAUUUGAGUCAUUAAGGGUGGAUGUCACCGCUGCGUGGGGUUUCAACUUAGGGGUUGAAAAAUAUUCACAGAUUAAUUUCCAGUCGAACACAAAUUUCAUGUGUUAGCCGUUUUUUUGCUUUUAAAAACGAGAAAUGCCUUUAAAUUGCCUUGUUUCGUUUUGGGUGGGACGCGUCAUUGUCAAAUUUUUUGACAUAAAUGUCAAUAAAUGUGGUACCGUUGAAAAGAGAAUUUAAAGAGCUUUCAUUUGAGGGGUCAGUCGACCCACUUUCCCUAUUUAAUUUUUAGGGGUUGAACGCGCCCCCGCUAAGGGAUGACAGGUAGGUCAAUAAAGAUGAAUCUGAAAGUUGUCCCCUUUCAUGCAAAAAUCGACGUGUCCGAGUGUUUUCAUUUAAAUAAUUCUAAAUACGCAAAAACUCCUCUGUUUCGUUUUAGCUGGGACACCCUGUAUGUAAAACUUCCCUUUUAGGCAAAACUAUGUUGAACGAUUUUUUUUUUUUUACUUUGUACUUUUAUAUUACCAGAUUUUUAGAUAUUAAUUAUUUAAGUUUUGACCAUUUCUUCUCACACUUUUUUUAAAAUUUUAUUUGUAGAAUUAUUCGUCUUUUAUGAGUAAUUUUUAUGUUACAUCAUUUUUUUAGGAUUUGAGAAAUAUAAUUUGUAUACAAAAG
Ceutorhynchus assimilis (cabbage seed weevil) is the source of this 4677-nucleotide messenger RNA. Lineage: Eukaryota; Metazoa; Arthropoda; Insecta; Coleoptera; Curculionidae. The record is from the annotation of a GenBank genome assembly.